Messenger RNA from Polypterus senegalus (gray bichir), 5516 nucleotides. RefSeq names its product phosphatidylinositol-4,5-bisphosphate 3-kinase, catalytic subunit alpha (gene pik3ca). The transcript has 21 exons. The coding region runs from base 920 to 4126 and encodes 1068 amino acids. Gene Ontology annotation, cellular component: phosphatidylinositol 3-kinase complex, class IA; phosphatidylinositol 3-kinase complex, class IB; plasma membrane. The record is from RefSeq and is a predicted model, not a curated record. NCBI's taxonomy places the organism in Eukaryota, Metazoa, Chordata, Cladistia, Polypteriformes, Polypteridae. Gene Ontology annotation, biological process: phosphatidylinositol 3-kinase/protein kinase B signal transduction; phosphatidylinositol-mediated signaling; cell migration. Gene Ontology annotation, molecular function: 1-phosphatidylinositol-3-kinase activity; 1-phosphatidylinositol-4-phosphate 3-kinase activity.
UUAAGCUGCUGUCGACGAGUUGUGAAAAUGUAACUGAAAAUCACAUUUUAUAAAAUGCUAAUCAAUAUACCCAGCCGCAGCACUUCAGGAUGUGGAAUAUACCAGACAAUGCACCCUGCUCUGCCACCUGACACGACGAAAUGACAAGAGUGAUCCUUAGACUCUUGGCUUCUUAAUCAAAUCCCGGUUUAGCCCAACACCCGUCGCUUUGUUCGAUUUUAAUUGUUACUCUUCAAGGAAGAGGGGUUGGGUAAUCGGCAUGUGUUCUGGCGCUCUAUUUGGUUAACAGAGGUGGUGGUACGAUCCUCCAAAACUUUGGGAAUGACGGAAAAGAGUGGGGGAGGAAGAGGGAGGAGAGAAACUAAUAGAAACUGGAGGAUCUCGCAGAGGCGAAGUGGAGGUCGCGCGAUAUUGCCUUUAGAGGGGUGGAAAUUACAAAAAAAAACUAUAGAACAUCUCAGCGUGGUACUAUUUAUGUACAUGGGUUACUAUUAUUUGUUUUCUUUUUCUUGUUUGUAAUAUUUUCAUUUGCGGCUUUUCGAGACUAUACAUGUUUUUAAUUAGAAGACGACUGAUACGGCUUGAAAAAAACAUUUUCCUAUUGGUAUGUAAGAUGCUGGUUAUAUUAAAAUUAUUCUGAUGGAGGAUAUUAGCUGAUAUUAGUGAAUUUCGUCCUACUUGCUGUCUUUGAAUUGGCACGCAGACAACAAGGGGGAAAAAAAAGAAAAAGAGAGGGGCGCGAGUUGCGGUUGCUAUGGAGAAGCUGCAGCUCGUAGGCCGAACGCAGGCCUAAGCCUCGGACUGGAGUGAUCGGGAGCUGCCGGGAAAAAGAAAAGCAGCUGGAGUCCAUUGGAACAAAAUACCUCGGAACCUUUUCACUGAAGACCAGUGAUCUAAAAGUGGGAAGGAAAGUUGAACAAUGCCUCCAAGACCAUCUUCUGGUGAAUUAUGGGGCAUUCAUUUGAUGCCCCCUAGGAUCUUAGUGGACUGUCUUCUACCUAAUGGAAUGAUAUUGACUUUAGAGUGCCUCCGUGAGGCCACUCUGAUUACUAUUAAGCAUGAACUUUUCAAGGAAGCUAGAAAAUAUCCUCUGUAUCAUCUUCUGCAAGAUGAAAGUUCAUACAUUUUUGUCAGUGUUACACAGGAAGCAGAACGGGAGGAAUUUUUCGAUGAAACAAGGCGGCUAUGUGAUCUUAGACUUUUUCAGGCUUUUUUAAAAGUUAUUGAACCUGUUGGUAACAGGGAAGAAAAGAUUCUUAAUAGGGAAAUAGGUUUUGCCAUUGGUAUGCCUGUUUGUGAGUUUGAUCUUGUAAAAGAUCCAGAAGUACAAGAUUUCAGAAGAAAUAUACUAAACGUUUGUAAGGAAGCAGUGGACCUCAGAGAUGCAAAUGGACCUCAUAGUCGAGCAUUAUAUGUAUAUCCUCCAAAUGUUGAAUCCUCUCCUGAACUUCCAAAGCACAUUUCCAGUAAACUUGACAAAGGGCAAAUAAUUGUUGUAAUCUGGGUGAUAGUUUCCCCAAAUAACGAUAAACAGAAGUACACACUAAAAAUAAAUCAUGACUGUGUACCAGAGCAGGUAAUAGCUGAAGCUAUCAGAAAAAAAACAAGAAGCAUGCUGCUCUCUCCUGAGCAGCUGAAAAUGUGUGUACAGGAAUACCAGGGAAAGUAUAUUCUGAAGGUGUGUGGCUGUGAUGAGUAUUUGCUGGAGAAAUACCCACUAAGUCAAUACAAGUAUGUAAGAAGCUGUAUAAUGCUGGGACGCAUGCCAAAUCUAAUGCUAAUGGCCAAGGAGAGUUUGUAUUCACAGUUGCCAACAGACAAUUUUACCAUGCCUUCGUAUGCACGGCGAAUUUCAACUGCCACACCUUAUAUGAAUGGAGAAGCCUCUAGUAAAUCCUUGUGGUCUGUUACUGACACCUUAAAGAUAAAGAUUUUGUGUGCAACUUAUGUUAAUGUCAACAUUCGGGAUAUUGACAAGAUAUAUGUGCGAACCGGCAUAUAUCAUGGAGGGGAACAACUAUGUGACAAUGUCAACACUCAGCGGGUGCCAUGUUCCAAUCCAAGGUGGAAUGAGUGGCUGACAUAUGAUAUGUUCAUUCCUGAUCUUCCUCGUGCAGCCCGUCUCUGUUUGUCCAUCUGCUCUGUCAAAGGGAGAAAGGGUGCCAAAGAGGAGCACUGCCCUUUGGCCUGGGGAAAUAUAAAUUUGUUUGACUAUACACAUACCCUUGUUUCUGGAAAAAUGGCUCUAAAUUUAUGGUCUGUUCCUCAUGGACUGGAAGACUUACUAAACCCUAUAGGAGUUACUGGUUCAAAUCCAAAUAAGGAAACGCCUUGUUUAGAGAUAGAGUUUGACAAUUUUAGCAGUCUUCUGAAGUUUCCUGAUAUGCCAGCUAUCGAGGAACAUGCCACUUGGACCAUGUCCAGAGAUUUGGGUAUUAAUUACUUUCAGCCUGGCUUAAGUAACCGACUGGUAAGAGAUAAUGAUUUGACAGAAAAUGACCUUGAACAGUUUCGCCUAUUGUGUAACCGAGACCCACUUUCUGAAAUCACUGAACAAGAGAAAGAUUUUUUAUGGCGAAAUAGAGAUUACUGUGUGAAUAUUCCUGAAAUUCUUCCUAAGAUGUUGCUUGCUGUGAAGUGGAACUCCAGAGAUGAAGUGGCACAAAUGUAUUGUCUUUUGAAAGAUUGGCCACCUAUUAAGCCAGAGCAGGCAAUGGAAUUGUUGGACUGUAACUACCCAGAUCCAAUGAUACGUGAUUUUGCUGUAAGGUGUCUUGAGAAAUAUUUAACAGAUGAUAAACUUUCUCAGUAUCUUAUUCAGCUUGUGCAGGUCCUUAAAUAUGAGCAGUAUUUAGAUAACCCGUUGGUGAGAUUUUUGCUGAAGAAAGCCUUGACUAAUCAAAGAAUAGGACAUUUCUUCUUUUGGCAUCUGAAGUCAGAAAUGCACAACAAAACAGUCAGUCAGCGUUUUGGCUUGUUAUUGGAGUCCUACUGUAGAGCGUGCGGGAUGUAUCUCAAACAUCUAAGCAGACAAGUUGAAGCCAUGGAGAAGUUAAUUAACCUCACUGACAUACUUAAACAGGAAAAAAAAGAUGAAGCACAAAAGGUGCAGAUGAAGUUUCUUGUAGAGCAAAUGAGAAGACCAGAUUAUAUGGAUGCCUUGCAAAAUUUUACUUCUCCACUUAAUCCAGCACAUCAGUUGGGGAGUCUAAGGCUUGAAGAAUGUAGAAUAAUGUCAUCUGCAAAAAGGCCCCUAUGGUUGAAUUGGGAGAAUCCAGAUAUUAUGUCUGAGCUCCUUUUUCAAAAUAAUGAGAUCAUCUUUAAACAUGGAGAUGAUCUGAGACAAGAUAUGCUUACUCUUCAAAUCAUAAGAAUAAUGGAGAAUAUGUGGCAGAACCAGGGCCUUGAUUUAAGAAUGCUUCCAUAUGGCUGUUUAUCAAUUGGAGAUUGUGUGGGGCUUAUUGAAGUUGUACGAAGCUCUUACACUAUGAUGCACAUUCAGUGUAAAGGAGGACUCAAAGGAGCUUUACAGUUUAAUAGCCAUACAUUACAUCAGUGGCUAAAAGACAAGAACAAAGGGGAAAUGUAUGAUGCUGCCAUAGACCUUUUUACACGUUCCUGUGCUGGUUAUUGUGUAGCCACGUUUAUCCUUGGAAUUGGAGAUAGACACAAUAGCAACAUCAUGGUAAAGGAUGAUGGACAGUUGUUUCAUAUAGAUUUUGGUCAUUUUUUGGACCAUAAGAAGAAGAAGUUUGGCUACAAGCGUGAACGUGUACCAUUUGUCUUAACUCAGGACUUCUUAAUUGUCAUAAGUAAAGGAGCCCAGGAAUGCACAAAAACAAGAGAGUUUGAAAGGUUUCAAGAAAUGUGCUAUAAAGCUUAUUUAGCAAUUCGACAGCAUGCCAAUCUUUUCAUAAACCUCUUUUCUAUGAUGCUAGGUUCAGGGAUGCCAGAGUUACAGUCUUUUGAUGACAUUGCUUAUAUUAGGAAGACAUUGGCAUUAGAUAAAACAGAACAGGAAGCCCUGGACUAUUUUAUGAAACAGAUGAAUGAUGCUCACCAUGGUGGAUGGACAACAAAAAUGGACUGGAUUUUUCAUACAAUACGACAACAUACAAUGACCUAAAAUACAUUAGUAUAAUUGAAGUGACUGAAUGGAAAGACCAUGUUGUGCAGAGUUGCACUUAACUUCUGAACCACAGAAUGGACAAAGAAAUAUCUAGCAAGCACCUUCACAGCACUGAAAGAUCCAGAUAGACUGGGAGAACAUACUGCCCUCACCCUGGACAAAGCAGAAGCAGGACUUAACAGUAGUGUUGAAGGCUUCACUACUUAGUGAUACUUUUUGCACUUUUGUUUUUGCUUUUCAAUUUCCAUCUUGUAAGAUCCUGGGUUAAUAAGUAUAUUCCUUGGUUUAUGUAUUUGGAAAGCUACUUGCCACAUGUGGUUGGAGGCAGAAAAGUUCUCCUUUACAUCAUGCAAUACGAAGUGUUGCAUUUUGAUUUAUUUAUGAAAUAUAUUUUAAUUUGUUUUAUGAGAACCCCAUGGGUUCUCUUGCUUUGUUUUAUGUUGGAAGGGCUUAAACUAUUUUUAAUCCAUAAAAAAAUGCAGCUAAAAUGGCGUAGUCCCUACAACUGCACUGUUAGUUCUUUAUUGAUUGGUUUAGUACAAUAAGAAGGUCAUGCGUAUUUUACUCCCUGCUGAAAUUUACAUGCUGCAUUAAUGGUUGCACAGAUUUAUAUAUAUAUCAAACCUUAAAAAUAUCCCAGCAUUUGGUCUGCUUUAAUGCUAAACAAAUUCUGGUUGUUUAUGAUUUACAAUUACAGACUGUAUUUCUUGGUUUGAUACACAAUUCUCAGACAGUAUCUGUCAUGUGGGUGGUCUUCAGCAGUGUGGGUAAUCUGUUGUAGUUAGGGAAUUAAUGACACAGUCCAUUACAUCCUUUCCUGCUCCAUUUGUCUGCCGUGUUGCUUUGUAAAUUUGAAGCUGAUAAUUUAUUAAAUCACCAAUAACAAAGUAUUUUUAAGACCCUUUUAGAAAAUGAACGUUUUACUGUAGGCAAAGUGAUACACAUCAGUAUUGAAGAAACUUUUUAUGCAAGUAUAAUCCACAAUACACUAAUGUGUUGUUGUUCUAUACAUUGGCACUUAUUUCAAAACUUCUGUAGUCCAGCAAAUAGAAGUCAGUUCAAUGCCCUUAUUUUAAAAUAAUGCAGAAUAUUUAGCAUUGAGUUAUUAUCUUAAAUAUUUUGAGGUAUGACCCUUAUAGUCUCAUUUCAAAGUAAGACUGUUUUUGUGUAAAUUGCAUAAUACUCUCAUCCUGAUAUUGUUCUAACAGUUUUACACAUUUUUCAUUAGGCACUGUUUGUUUUGACAGCAGCUGUUUACCUAACAUUUCUGUCCACUUUUUUUUAAAAAAAAAAAGCUAAGUACAGAUAUACCAGUUUCUGCCCGCAUCAGUCAGGAAGGCUGAUGUAUGCCUUUCAGUUUUUACUCUAAUAAAAUGCAAUUUCAGGA